ACAAGAGAGGAAGCCGCAGACACAGUACAAGUUCUAAAUGGCACAGUUUGAUUAGAGACAAUAGAGGCUGUUUCCCUUUUUUUAACAACAUGAAGCUGGUGAAAUGCAUUUUAAUUGUCCAACUGAGCUUUCUUUGUCACGCUUUGCAAAACUCAUCCACUCAAACAGACCCAACUGAUUUCCAGAGGAGAGCAGAAGGAAAUAAUACAAUAAUACAAGAGGAAUUCAGCAGUGACCCAUACGUCCACAGACUCUCUGGCAAAUGCAUCUUCAUGCUCAGGAUGCCUGGAAACAGGAGCGGUGAUGUGGUGGCUUUACCAGCAGAAUCUGCUGAUAUGUUGGUUGAACAGAUGUGUCAGGAUCUCGACUGUGGCAGCGUCUAUCAUGUGAAUAAAACCAGAUCACCUCCCAAUAGGCCUACCAACUGCUUUCAUGACUGUGUGUACCAAGAUGGUCGUUUGCAGAACUGUUCACAGAGUGCGGGAGAUAACUGCACUGUGAUUGCUGAAGCUGUUUGUGGCCACCAGGCUGCGCGGCUGGCAGGGGGGUCAGACCGCUGUGCCGGACGGGUGGAGCUGUGGAGAAAAGGGAGGUGGGGCACCGUGUGUGACGACCAGUGGGACCUGCGGGAUGCCGACGUGGUGUGCGCCCAGCUCGGCUGCGGUUACGCCCUCAGUGUGACAGGACAGGGCGGCGUCUUCCCGCCGGGCAGAGGACCCGUCCACCUGGACGACCUGAACUGUACCGGCGGAGAGGGGAACCUGUGGGCCUGUCCGGCCGAGCAGCACGAGCCCGACUGCGGACACAAAGAGGAUGCAGGGGUCGUGUGCUCAGAGAUGAAAGCAGUCCGACUGACUGGAGGUCUGGACCGCUGCUCUGGUAAAGUGGAGGUCCACCGUAAUGGCAGCUGGGGUACGGUGUGUGAUAACUGCUGGAAUAAAGACAUGGCCUCCAUGGUGUGCUCCAUGCUGCAGUGUGGUGCCGAGCCGCUGAAAUACUCCCAGUUUGUUCCUUAUCUCACCCACAACAAUGGGACACUGUGGUUCUAUCAGUGCCAUCCAAACGUGCUGAGUCUGUGGGAGUGCGAUGAGUUAAUCAACAGACCACAUCUGUGCAGCACCUCAAAAGCAUCUGGCGUCAUCUGUAACGGUUCCCUCGGGUUUCCUGCAGCCACAACAGCCACCACAGAAAAUGCAACUGUAAUGACCAGUUGGACAACUGGUGCAGCCUCAGUCAGUCAUGCUCCAGGCUUCCUCUUACCAUCUCCAGAGCUUCUCAGCACCAUCGCUCUGGCUCUUCUUCUCCUCGUGGUUUUCAUUAUAUACACUGUGGUCUGCUGCCAUUACAGAAAAAGACACGCAUUCUUGCUGCAGCAGACUCGCACUGGGCCACGACCUCUCGCUGAAUAUCAUCCCAAUAACCACCAAGACGCCGUCGACCUCAUCAAGAUCACUCCCAACACUCCCAACCCUCUGCAGACAGAAGUCCCCUCCAACCCCAGGUAUCUUUGGACCCAGCUUAGUAGUGUUGACAGCACGUCAGUAGAUACAGACUAUGAGCAGUAUGAGCCAAGCAAUGACCCGUCUGUCACUUUAACAACCUUUCGGAAUUCUCAGAGGUACAGAACAGACGUGAACCCUUUGAUGAAGCCCUCAGGUCUUGACAGCCUCCUUGAGGAAGCCCCUGAUGCCACAAAUGAAGUGACAGGAGCCUUUAUAAGCUAUAAUGGCGCCCCUGCAGAGGCUCAAUAUGCCAGAGUGUCAAAGAUCUCAGUGGACUCAUUUGACACCUCCAGUACCUCCUCCGGGGAAUUCUACGAAAACACAAACAACGGCUAUGUCAUGGUCACUCCUGAACCAGGGCUGGUGUCAUCUGCUUUUGACCCUCCAAGGCUCCUCUACAGCAAAGAUCAACUUUACUCCGGAGAAACAAUGAACCGGCAGAGUUCAGGUGAUGAUGAUGACUGCCCCAUCUACUCACCUGUGAGCCCCGACCAAAACCCUUCAUCUGAGGAUGACUAUGAUGAUGUCGGCACCUAAUAGUAACCAGAGGAGGUAACUCCAGCUCACAGAGACCAACAGUGUGGGACUGAAGCUGCUAAACCGUACUGAGAGGAAACAUGUACUGUGAAACCAAACGCCUGCUUAGACUAAGGAAACCCAGUGAGCAUUCAUUUGGUGAUAUGAAGGUUAACAAACAUUUAGAUUAAAACUGGGCUCCAUGUGGUUAAAAAGUGUAAGUCUAGUUUACAUAUUACCAUGGUUUUAACAGCAUUUUAAUGACUAUUUGAUUGUGUGCAGUAGUCAACAUUCAUUUAAAUGCUGAUACAUGAGAUAAACAUAAAAAGGUUUACCAAUUUCUGUUUACCAACCAAUUUCAUCUUAGAUGUCAUGACUGACUUUUGACCUGCAACUUAUCAAACCGUUUCCUGUGAACAAUAAUGAGUUCAAUCAGGAGAAAUGAGUGAAUGAAGUGAAGAUCAGUGUUUAAUAUAACAGAUGAUAUGUGGUAAUUAUGUAUUGGCAGAAAGUCUUUUGGGUUCUUAGACUCUAAGGGGAGAUUUGUAACAAAGGGGUGUCUGCCCUCAGCAGCAGCAAGAAAAAUCCCCCCAUGGAGUCAUCCGGACUCUGGUGGUGGACGUGGUGGCUGAUGAUUCUAGUGGAGCUGAUCUAUCUGCAGGAUGGGUGGUAAUGGGGAGGUGGAAGGGCACUUUGGCAUUUGUGAUGAUUUGCACUGAAAUGACAGCUGACAGCAACAGAGAGGACAACUAUAACUGUGAUGCUGAAUUUUUACAAAAUAGUACAACAAAAUGUUCACUGUGAUGUAAUAGAUAUCUAAAGCAAGUUUCAAGCAUGGGGAUUUUUAGAGUGUACUGAGAUUUAAUGAAAACCAAUAGGAGGUAGGAAAUCAAACUUAGAAGCUGAGGUAUGUUUAGGUGUUUUGUGAAUGUAGACGCAACUGUAAGAUAACUGUAACAUAACACGUCUUUUUUUGUAUUUUUUGUAUUUUUCUUAUUUAACUAAUUUGUUUGCAUAGCACAUAGCAUGUAUUCAGACAAUGUGAUAAUGUUUGGCAUGUACUGUAUCUUUUUUUAGAGGAUGUAAGUACUUUUAAACUACGGAGUUCUAACAUAAUGUCUAGAAUUGUUAUGUGCACUACAUGGCCAAAAGUAUGUGGACACCCAAACAGCACACCCACAUGUGAUGGUUGAAUGUGUCAUUCUCCAACUAUGUGCUUUACAUUAAAAUGCAUGUGCAGACAGAAAGGAACCACAUCACAUCUUAUAGACAGGAUCAGACACACAUACAGUAACAAAUCACUAGACAGUGAAAAUAUAAAAGUUUCCCCGUUCCAGUUCAUCCUUGAGGUGUUCAGUGGGGUUAAGGUCAGGGCUCUGUGAAGGCCAGUCAACAUUUUCAUGGUAUUAGUAGUAUUAACUUUUCCUUUAAUUGGAACCAGGUGCUUAGCCCAAACCAUAAUUAUUGACACCCGACUAAAGGUACACAAAAGUAUUUGCCCUUAUACUUUUGGCCACAUAGUGUAU
This is a messenger RNA of Etheostoma spectabile (orangethroat darter), 3544 nucleotides long. Its product is annotated as T-cell differentiation antigen CD6. The record is from RefSeq and is a predicted model, not a curated record. Gene Ontology annotation, biological process: zymogen activation. The coding region runs from base 90 to 2039 and encodes 649 amino acids. The transcript has 13 exons. Gene Ontology annotation, cellular component: plasma membrane. Lineage: Eukaryota; Metazoa; Chordata; Actinopteri; Perciformes; Percidae. Gene Ontology annotation, molecular function: serine-type endopeptidase activity.